AGGAGCGCAGCAGCCGAAGCCAGCGGGGACAGGUUCUCCGCACACCCGGCAUCUCAACAGGGACUCGAGGCUGCAGAAUUGCUCGGAGACUUGGCGGCGGCAGCGCGGGAGGACGCGGAGGACUCACUGCCUGCGCACUCGGCCUCUGGCGGCUCCCGGCAGGGAUCCCGAGCUGCGGCCACACUCACCACUCAGCUUUCGCCGCCGCGAUAGCCCAGGGGCGCCCCGGAGCUCACCGGAGCUGGGGUCCGAGCUGAGAGGGCGGCCGGAAACCCGGGUCGCUGAUUCGGGACCGCGGGUAGCGACAGCGAGACGCCCGGAAAGUCCGGGGUUCGCGGGCGCCGAGCCGUCCAGCUCCGCGCCGUGGGGUCCACCACCCCGCGGGGAGGGCAGCCGAGCGCGGCUGGCUACGGAGCGGCGGCGGCCCGGGGUCUCCGCGGUUCCGGCGACCCCGCAGGCACCUGGCUCGCGGUCAGUCACCCGUAGCGGGGAAGAGUAGGGCACGCCAUGGAAGCGCGGGGCGGCGCCGGGCGGCGCCAAGCGAAGUGAGGCGGCCGGGCCGGGGUCGGCGGCCCCGCGGGCCAUGUACGGCGACGUGUUCAACGCCACGGGCGGCCCCGAAGCGGCGGUAGGCGGCGCGCUGGCCCUGGCAACCACGGUCAAGGCGGAGGGCGCUUUGCCGCUGGAGCUAGCUACCGCGCGCGGGAUGCGGGACGGCGCGGCCGCCAAGCCAGACCUGCCUACCUACCUGCUGCUCUUCUUCUUGCUGCUGCUCUCCGUGGCGCUCGUCGUCCUCUUCAUCGGCUGCCAGCUGCGCCACUCGGCCUUCGCCGCGCUGCCCCACGACCGCUCGCUGCGGGACGCCCGCGCGCCCUGGAAGAUGCGGCCGGUGUAGCGGCGGAGCCACAGCCACGCCGGCAGGCGCCCGGUGCCAGUCUCCCCAUCAGCAGUCGGUGUGAGCCAGGCAGGGUGCACCUGACGCCCCUGGGAACACUGCGCCCUGACCCCAACACCCUUCCCGCCCUCGAGCAGCACCCUGGGCAUCAAGGGAGUAGGAGGCGUUAGGGGGCUGUAGAAGGUCCCGAUCCUUGUGGCCGCAGGGAACUAAGGUUCUGCUUCCCUGGAGGACUCUC
This is a messenger RNA of Kogia breviceps (pygmy sperm whale), 1133 nucleotides long. RefSeq names its product small integral membrane protein 32 (gene SMIM32). NCBI's taxonomy places the organism in Eukaryota, Metazoa, Chordata, Mammalia, Artiodactyla, Physeteridae. The record is from RefSeq and is a predicted model, not a curated record.